Molecule: messenger RNA, 1061 nt
Organism: Daldinia caldariorum
Lineage: Eukaryota; Fungi; Ascomycota; Sordariomycetes; Xylariales; Hypoxylaceae
Exons: 3
Coding region: 119-706 (195 amino acids)
Biological process (GO): mitochondrial translational termination
Cellular component (GO): mitochondrial large ribosomal subunit
Molecular function (GO): translation release factor activity
Source: RefSeq, a predicted model, not a curated record
AGCGCCUGUAGGUAUUGUAUUGUACAUACUCGACGUGCCCUAAGGCUAGGUAUGAUUUGAGUGAUAUCAGACACUACUCGAAGACAACCUUGGAUAUCAAAUAAGCCGUCUGCUCUUCAUGGCCGCCCUACGUGGAAUAUGCGCCAAUUUAAGCCUACCAGUUGCUUUUGGACGCCUCAAUAAAACUUUCUGCCUUGUGCGCACUAUACAACACCAGCCGUAUGAUGCCGCAUUCGAUCAAGCCGAAUUGGCUGAAGCUCGAAAAUGGUAUUCUUCGUUUACCGAGAGUAGCUUACCAAAGGGUCAAACAACUUUCUCUAGGUCAAGCGGACCUGGAGGGCAACACGUAAACAAAACCGAGAGCAAGGCCACGACAGUGUGGUCUAUCGAUGAGUUAUCCAAGGGCUUACCAAAAUUAAUCCGUUCAGCAUUACGCUCUUCGAAGUACUAUUCAAGGCGGAAUGAUUCUAUCACAAUCCAAGCUCAGACACAACGCAGUAGAUCUGCGAACACCGAUGAUAAUCGCUUAAAGCUUACAGAAGAACUACAUAGGAUUUAUAGAGAGCGUGUCCCAGGAACGACUAGUGGUGAAAAGAUUAAGAAAUACGAAGCCCUGGAGAAAUCGGCUCGUGAGAGUAGACUGAGAUCGAAGAAACUGCAUAGUUCUAAAAAGGCAUUUCGAAAAGGUAGAGGCGGUGACGAGUAAAGAGCGAUCAAAUGCUCAACUAGGCAACCUUUGCCCUGAGUAGCAGGCUUUUGAUAGCUAGCCGGCUUGACUAUAGCAGCCUGCCUGCGUACGUGUCAUCGGUGAGCCAGUCAACUUGGAGGUAGGAGUUACUUGCUACUACCUUAGGUACCUGUCACCUGCUUCCGAAGAAAUCUAACAAGAAAAAAAUGAAUGAAGAAGAGUAGUAUGUAAGAAAAGGAUAGGUCCGAAAAAAAUACCUCUUAUUAUUAGAAGCGCAGAGUAUUGUUUUAAGUCCGAUACAACUAACUACGUGUUAGACGAUAUACUAUGUAAAUCCUUGGUGUAUACCUACCUACCUAGGUAGGUACCUAAC